This is a messenger RNA of Mytilus trossulus (common blue mussel), 6569 nucleotides long. RefSeq lists its product as uncharacterized. Lineage: Eukaryota; Metazoa; Mollusca; Bivalvia; Mytilida; Mytilidae. The record is from RefSeq and is a predicted model, not a curated record. Bases 1 to 4044 code for a protein of 1347 amino acids. The transcript has 22 exons. Gene Ontology annotation, molecular function: zinc ion binding; nucleic acid binding.
AUGAUGGUGGAAAUCUUCCUUGAGCAUGAAUAUGACCAGCUAUAUGAUUUGAGUAACCAUAAAGCUUCAAUGAAUAGACCAACCUAUCUGUCUACAGAAUAUGAUAAUUCUGAAGGAUUAUGGGAUCCACAGAAAUGGAUUGGAUCUGUACAUGAUGGUUCAGGAGAUGGAGUAUCACCACUCACACUAGAAAAUAAUACAAAGACGAUGUCAUAUGAUAGAACUUCUAUUCCAGAGUGUCAUAUAACAUCCUCCAUUGAAUACAAACAUGAAUGUGACUCAGCAGAUUACAAUGAGAAUAGCAGAAAUGGGAGGAAUGUUGUACAAGUAAAUAAUGAUCAAGAACCAGACAUACAACAAGAAUCUUACUCAGAUAAUAAUGGACAGUUGGCUGCAGUAGUAAGUGAUCUACCAAUCUACCUUGGAAAGGUGACUUAUAUAAUUGAUUUGGACUAUUUUUAUAUGCACAUUGGAACAGUUGAACAACUUGAAGAAUUUUGUGUAUUAGAAGACAGUAUAGCCAGUUACUGCGAAUCAACUUCAUGUAUAGAAAAUGUAUCAUACCUAUGGUUAGAACAAAUGGUGCUGGUCGAUUGUCAGGAAAACAAUGGCUGUUGGAGGAGGGGACAAGUUACUAGAAUAGACAGUGAAAAUAGCAGUGCAGAUGUGUUUUAUAUAGAUUAUGGAGAAACUGAGAAUGUCAAGGACAACAGAAUAUGUAUUGAAUUAUUAGAGGAUUUUCUGAGCUUUCCAUCACAGGCAUUAAGAUGUUGCCUGGCAGGAAUAAGACCCAUUGCUAAGAAAUGGAUACCAAGAGCUGUUAGAAUUUUUGAACAAUAUACAAGCAUCAAGAUCUUUAACACUGUGAUUCUGACAACAGAGCAUGGUAUAUUUAAAGUGGCAUUGUAUAGCCGUGAUGGGAAACAAAGAUGUCUGUCAAAUAUUCUGGUAGAUGAAGAUCUAGGAAUUCCUGUAGAAGAUGAAGUGACAGAAUAUUUUGAAGAUGCAGGAGAAUUUUAUGCAGCCAGAUUUAGCCAAUCAGCAACUGAUAACUAUGUAGACUAUAAUUCUCAAUUCAAUAUGGUCAAUGGAGAAGUUUAUGGUGAAGGAGAUACUUCAGAAGCUUAUCAAGAAUUUAGAGACCAACCAGAAUCCAUCCCAUAUGUAGACACAGAAUUAUCAUUUUCUGACCUUUUACCAGCAGGUGUUGACAGGGGAGAUUACUCAUCAUCAUCUCUACUGGAGAAAAUUAGUCAGAGGAACGACACUUGUUCUCCAUUUGCAUCCUUGCUAGCUAAUAUUAGUGACAGGAAUUCAAGUUCUCCCACAAGUUCAAGGAAGGAUAACUCUUCUUCAAGUUCUAGAAUAGAUACCUCUUCUCCAUCAAAUUCACUAAAGCUGAAUGUUGAGACAGCAACCGAGUCUGUCUUGACCAAUAGUACUGGUCAGUCUUUAUCUCCACAGAUGAUUCCUCAAUUUAAUCUUGACAGCCUGCAGAAAACACAUCACACUACAACAGAUAAAUUGUUAGAGAAGAAACAUAAAGAGAUACAGAAGGAAUCCAAGAUAGAGCAGGAAAGAGUGAAAAAAGAGACAGUAGAACAGUCUAAAUUGGCCGUUUUAGCUGGUUAUGGUGGUCUGGAAGAUGAUACCAGUAAGCAUAGUAAGCCCACUAAGACACCACAAACACCAAGAGACAAAUGGACCUCUUCAGAAUUAGCACCAAAGUCCCCUGAAGACUGGGAUAGAGAAUUACGUCUUCACCAAGCCAAUAAAGUUGAUUUAGCUUUGAAAGAAUUGCCACCGCCUCCAAUUGAAAAAAGGGACACCCCUCAUGGAAGAGAAUUAUUGAAAAUUCUAAAUCAGAUAUUUGUUGACUCUGAACGGGAACCAGUUGAUGAGAUAAGAGUUCGACUUCUUAGUCUCUUCCAGACAGAUGCCUAUUUGUUCCUGAACAAAGAAGAGUUGGGUGAAUUGAUGAACACAGUAAUAAAUAGAGCUGUCAGAUACUAUGGUGUCAUACAUGAUAUUAUCCUAGAAAUCCUCGAUGUUUUAAGUGGUACUCAGUUUUUCCAGGAAAGUUUACUUGAGGCCAUGAAGAGGGUCCAGGAUAUGUAUGUCAAGAUUCAAUAUAAAGGGAAGCCACUCCAUGUACAGUGUAGUAAGAUUUUAGGUCAUCUAUUAAAUAUGUCAUUCCAUUGGAAAAAUAGCAUUCCUCUACAGGAAUAUAUUGCAUCUUUACUGGAAAAGUGGAUUAUGUUCAAUAAAAAGGGUAAACAGAUAGGUACAGACAAACUACAGGAGAUAUAUCUGGAGUGUUUUGAGAUAGUUUGGGAGAUUUCCGGAGAAGCUUUACUAGAUACAGUGGAGAAUGUCAAAUCUCGUCUUCUUAAGGAAUGCCAAGAGAAAAUACUCAAUACAGCAGUUUCACAGAAUAUCAGAUCCCGUACCCUUCAUAUUUACCUGCUACUGAACAUGAAACAGAAAAUACAGAAGAUGACAGAUAAAGAUGUACAAGCAGGUGUUAUGACAUAUGAUGUGGGGUGUCAGACUGAAGACAUACCUUUUGUUCCAGCAGAAGAGAAGACAGAAUUUACUGUUCCGGUCAACCACCAGAAAUCUACCAGACCACCUUUUUUCCCUCCAAAGUCAUCUAAAUAUUACAAACCAAACUCCAGAAGUUCAACACCAAGUUCUGUUCAUUCUGACAAAUCUGAGGACUCAUGGCCAAACCUUUCAAAAUCUAGUGCUACUGGUGUUAGAAAAAUUUAUUCGCCUGUUCCAGAUGGAAAACCUUCGUCUAAUGAUAAUAGCUUUAGAUCUGAUGUUCAAUCUCCAGCGGAUGAUGUACUACUAAUGACCCCUGCAUCCUUCACGGACAAUCUACAUAGUCCUGAUGACAGUAGUGUGUAUUAUUCUGUCAGUGACAACUUCAACAAUAGUUCUGUACUAGAUUUUAAGGAAACGUCAACAAGUGAUAAUUUGUUGAAACCAACUCCUCAUAAAUCUGAUGUUAGUAAGACAUUUGGUGGAGGAGAUAAGAGUCGGGAAGUUAGUCCUCUUACUAAAUUGAUUGAAAUAGAUGCAAAAUCUACUUUUUAUAAAACAGAUGAAAAUAGGAACAUUCAUCUGAAUGAUAGACUACACAAGUCCCCUAGGGGACAUCCUGUCAUUGAAUAUAGUCCAAAAAGUUCAAAAGUUCAUGCUAGUCCAAAAAGUUCAACAGUUCAUGCUAGUCCAAAAAGUUCAACAGUCAAUGCCUCUAAAAAAACUGACUGGUGGGACAUGGAUGAAGAUAUCAAGUUGACACAAACAAGGGUCAAGGACAAUUGGUAUGAUACUGAAGACUCGUCUGAGAAUAUAAGUAUCAAGUCUAAAAAAGUACCAGCAAAAUCUUUAGCAAAUUGUGCAAAUGUUCUGCUUGUGCCUACCAAAACUAAUGGAUCUUCACAACCAUCCGUACCACAAGUUAAGACAAAUGUUGUUGUAAAUGAGAAAACUUGUAUGAAAUCGUCUUUACGACAAGAGCAUGUAAAAACUACUAAAAGUCAGUGUUUAAGUCAUGUUAGCUAUGCAGACAAGGUAAAACCUAUACCCAGUGAACAAAAUAGUACAACACAAGAUACAAUUCCUGUUGCUAUUAAAAUGCAUGAUGAUUCUUCGCUUUCUAAAGACACAUCUGAUAAACCAGAAGAAACGACAGAUUCAGGAAAAAACAAAGUCAUUGAUUGGUGGAAAAUUGGUGUAGACGAGGAUAAUGAUACAGAUAAAGAUCUUGAUAACUUUGAUGAUGAAGAUUGGGAAUCUUAUAGUGGUAGCACAGAGGACAUAUCUCAGAGCCUAACUGCAGAGUCUGUCAGUUCAGAAGCACAGGAGAAAACAGCAUCGAAAAGUAAAACAGUGACAAUUGUACGGGACUAUCAAACAGCAGAAAAACCAAAGCCGUCUUGGACUCCAGGAACAAGAAAAUGUACUAUGUGUGGGGAUACAUCACAUUUGAUUUAUGACUGUCCAAACAAACAUAAAAAAGGCUUAUUUUACUAAAAAUCAUCAACAAAGCUCUGAAAAAAUGCAGCAAUAAUUUUUCAUUUCUGAAACUUUUAAGGACUAUUGGUUAUAUAUUACUUUAUUCAUACACCAAAGUGAAAAUAUUAAACCCCUGUUUGAAUAUCUAUUAUGGGGAAGGCACCUACCACUUACCAGAAACAACAUUUUUUGUGCUGUCUUUUGAAAAUACAUGUACAAUGUAUUACCAAAAAUUCUAAAGGAAAGGUUAGAGACAGCUUUUGCAAAAAUAUGUCAUUUUAACCUUCUUUUGUUGCUUUACUGAUAUUGUUUCAAGCUUACAUCAGAUUCAUUUUUAAAGGUACUGUCAUCUUUAUUACCAUCAGUUUUAAUGUGUAGAUUAUAGAUUUUUCGUUUCAUAUUUCAAAGACUUUUGUUCAAGUUAAUUUGUAUGUGUUUAUUGUGUUGCUGUGAACAUAAUGUGUGUACACUCUGCAUCUUUGAGUAGUUGUUUUUUAUGUAAGGAAUGUACACAGUCGUGGUUGUUUUCAGAUAACAAUUGUUUUCAAUAAACAGGAAUCUGUUAUCAAUUUUGCUUAAAAGGAUAGAAGAAUUUUAGAGGACAAAAUAUAGUCUUUCAAAACAAUUAAAAACAAGUGUCUAUUUAACAUGUCAAGCUUUAAAUCUUUCUGAAUUUAAAAAGCUGUAAAACCAUAAUUGGUAAAAAAAAAAUAACCAAUCGUGAAAAUAGGACUAAAAGUAAAGAAUCAAGAUAACUGAAAAAUAGAGAAUAAAGGGCAAAAAAUAUAAAGAAAAGAGAAAAAUGGGCAGAAAUUUAGGUAAAUAGAGAAAAAUGACCUAGAAAAUUACAAGAAAACAGACAUGGAGGACCCCCAUUGAGACAACCACUGAAAAGAUGACUGAUCCUAAUCUUGAUCUGUGGAAUCUGAUGCUCAAUAUUCAUUGGAAACUUGGGAUUGAUGAUUAAAAAAGAAUCAAUCGAAAGCUAAGAUUCCAUACAUAAUAAACCAUAGAUGAUAGAUAAAUCUUUUGUUGUUUAUAAUUGCAAGGUGCUGAUACUUAGUGUUGAUUGGAUGUAUUUAUUUAUUUUGUCAGUUUUUAGUUUAGUUUGAUGACCUUAGCAUAAGCAUAAGUGCCAAAUAUUAUAUAACAGUAUAAGAAUACUAUAUUUGUCUGUAUGUAUGUUUGUACCUAAGAUAACAUUCGAAAAAUAUCAGUUAUUAAACAUAGUGUAUGUCUUUGUAUGAAGUAUUUUGAAUUUAUAUUGGUGAUUCUUUUAAAAGUACAUACAUUUACAUAUAAUGGUUUACUUUCUUUUAAAUUGUUAUUUGGAUGGAGAGUUGUCUCAUUGCCACUCACACCAUAUCUUCCUAUACCUAUGUAUAUUGAUUUAUUUUAGAUUAUUCUUAAAAUUACUAUGUUUGAUAGUUAUUGCCAUAUAUUGAAAUAUUGAAACCUUCUUGUAUUUUCAUUUUUAGCUCACCUGACCCAAAAUUGGGUUUUAUUCCUUAAAAAGGGUGAUUUUCAAGUUAUUGAACUAUGGGGCAUUCAGACACUUUCUUCUUUUAUUUAUUUAUCAAUCAAAUUUAUUUAAGUAGAAUUAAUAUUCAGAUAAUAUACUUACUGUUCAGCUUUUAGUAAAAUUCUAAAGUGACAAUCUGACCCACCCUGUUUUUCAACACUUAAAUCACAUUAAAAUGAAGCAAUAUUUCAAUCAUUAUAUGUCAAUCAUAGGCGGAUCCAGGGGGUCCCUGGGCCACGUUUUCGUGGGGAAAAUUUGGUUGAUUAUAUAGGGAAUCAUUGAAGCAUGACUGGAGCCGGCCCCCUCUUAGGUCAGUCAGCUUUUUUUUUUUUAAUUGAAUGAAAUUUUACUAUUAUUUUCACUGAGAAAUCCCUGCUAAGUUAAUAAUUUAAUGAUUUGAUUUUUCCAAAGGAUUGAAAACAAUCAAUCUAGUUGACAAUGAAAAUGGUUAGUUAAAGAAAACAGACCAUAUGAUUGGGCCGAAAUAUUAUUGUAGAACACACUUCACAGAAAGCUAAAGACUAAGCAAUCUAAAGGUGGUUUACCUAUACCAAUGAUUUAUGAUAUUGAAAUCUAAAUCUUUUAUCUUUAAUACCUUUUUGAGCUGAAACAAAUGUUAAGAUCAAAUUUGGUUUUUUUAACUCACAAUUUUACUGAGUGAGAUUAUUGUAUAAUUGGAAAAAGGAGAGACAGCUAUUUGAUUUGGAAUAAAACGUCUCUGAAUUUAACUUUUAACAUGUAAACUACAAACAAGGAUUAAUAAAUGGUUGUGAUUAAAAACAUGUUCCUGAUAGGAAACCCUGUAAAGGACUUGUUAGUAGUGGACAUUCCUAUGAGUAUAAUUAUACUUCUGCCUAAAAUAGGUUUGAAAAUUGUUAGUCACCUUUGAUAAUUGAUCAUAUUUUACAGUGUAUAUUUGAAAAUGUAAUUGAAUUUCUUAAUACAUAGUUCACCAAAUGUCCAUCUGGUAAGGAGAACAGAUAUUGUUAAAUGUUAUGAUUAAUAAAUGCCAUUGUUAUUA